Acytostelium subglobosum LB1 is the source of this 600-nucleotide messenger RNA. RefSeq lists its product as hypothetical. NCBI's taxonomy places the organism in Eukaryota, Evosea, Eumycetozoa, Acytosteliales, Acytosteliaceae. The record is from RefSeq and is a predicted model, not a curated record. The transcript has a single exon. The annotation marks the transcript as partial.
UGUUGGAUUAGGAAUAAACUCGGACCAGUUGUUGAUAAGAAGUUAUGUGUUCAUAAGAGAGAGAUGUUCUCGCAUGCACAUGGAAAGGUAUUGGAUGUUGGUUCAGGAGUAGGUCCAACUUUUAAGUUCUUGGAUGAGGAGAGAGAUAAGCCUAUUACAGAGGUGGUGGCUAUUGAACCGAAUCCAUUCAUGUUGGACCGACUAAAGGAGGCGGCCAGAGAUCAUCCCUACAAGGUAAAGGUGUUGAACAGCACCAUUGCCGAGGCAUUGCAGAAUGGUGAGCUAAAGAAUGGCACAUUCGACACGGUCAUUUGCAACCUGGUGCUGUGUUCCAUACCAAACUACCAAGGCAUACUAGUGGAGAUCCAGCAACUGUUGAGGCCUGGUGGCAAGCUAUUGUUUAUCGAGCAUAUUGUCUCGGAGAACCCUAUCGCCAGCACCAUUCAGAAUGUGCUGAAUCCCUUCUGGGGCAUGAUUGGCGAUGGAUGCAACCUCACGAGAGAAACCAGCAAGACCAUCACUAGGAUGAGCGGAUGGAAGAGUGUAGACAUCUCCAUUAUACCCGAGGCACACUACAUUUCAUUGACUCACGUCAAAGGA